This is a messenger RNA of Cladocopium goreaui, 501 nucleotides long. The record is from the annotation of a GenBank genome assembly. NCBI's taxonomy places the organism in Eukaryota, Dinophyceae, Suessiales, Symbiodiniaceae.
AUGGCGGUCGCAAGAGACAUUGUGAACAAGGUGCAGAAGAUGCGAAAGGACACGAAAUUGAUGCAGGAUGAUCCUGUUGACAUGUGGGCAGAGGUCAGACCUGGCAAGAAGAGCAAAGGCCUUGUCCGAAAGUCCAUGACAGCCAAGCGGGAUUACAUCAUCAAACUCCUCAGAAGGGGGCUUUGGGAUUCUAGCACGCGUCAAGGACACGAGGUGCUCGUCAACGAAGAGAGCUUUGUGAUCCAAGACGACGAUGAAUUGGUGGUGUCGAUCACCGUCCGUGGUCCUUUCUUCAAUCCUUCGGCAAUGAAGGAGCUUACGAAAAAUGAUCCCGCUGCUGAAGCUGCUUGCCGAGGGUAUUUGCAGACCUUCGACCUGGAGGGUCUAAGCCAGUUCUGCAAAAAGAACACAGCAAAGGUGACUUUCGAUGGCAAGACCUUUGAGAUGAAACAUGAUAAACAUUUCGUCAUCGGUCCUUCCGAAGCGAGCUGGUUGAAGUGA